Messenger RNA from Magallana angulata, 3239 nucleotides. RefSeq lists its product as uncharacterized. The record is from RefSeq and is a predicted model, not a curated record. Lineage: Eukaryota; Metazoa; Mollusca; Bivalvia; Ostreida; Ostreidae. The coding region runs from base 879 to 3239 and encodes 786 amino acids. The transcript is spliced from 7 exons.
CCUACUAAUUCACUUCGUUGUAGGGUCUGAAGAACUCUCGUAAGGGUCAUUCUCCGAAUGACCUACGAGUUAACCAAUCAGCUUAUCGCUUAGAAUUUCUCUAAGCGCAUUAAAAAAUUUCGGAACACCUCUUGGUUAAUCGAGAUUGAAAGAAAACUUAAGAGAGACAUCGAGUAGAGUAAUCAUGGCCGCCCCCAUGAAACCUAAUGCGAUUACGCCAAGAAAAACCUAUAUAUUAAACAAUAGCUGUGUGGUGUGUGGAUUUUCUUUUAUUGUGAAAGAACAACAAAGUGAUGGAACUGUUAAAAUCACUAAACAUCUCAACAGAAAACUAAGACUUUCUCAGGAAAGAUUAAAAAUCCUAACAUACGUUGUAGGUGAUAUACAAGUAAGUGAUUGUUCAGAUAUGAAUGGCGUUUGUGUCAAAUGUUUCCAGUCAACUGAGCGAGUUAUAAAACUCGAGAAAGAAGCUAAGAAAUUAAAAGACGAGCUCCUGUUUGCUAGAAAUGUGGUGGUUAACGGAAAUUCAGAUAGGAGAACCUAUAUGGAGAAGCGUCUAUUGAAAAGUCCAGGGACAUCCCAACCGUUGAAGAUAACAACAGAAAUGAAAGAAAACACGAACUUUCCGGUCUAUGUUCGACCGUUAUCACUGAGUCACUUAAAGCCAUUUUCUGACUUAACAAAUAGUGCUAGGACAUUUGUAAAUAUUGUCCCUCGCAGUGAGAAAGAGACCAUAGUGCCGAAGCAGAAAGCCAUAUGCAUGCGUUCCCUGGAUAAAGACUUCUCCACAGACACCUGUAUGGAGGGAGUAGUUAAGUUGUUUCAGACAGGUGUUUCAUACAUGUACACAUACAUGUACAUAUUUGGGUUCAAACAUUAUGAUUACUAUAUACUACAAUAGUGGCAAGAAGUCCCAGUUAAUUACAAAUGAGGCACACAAAAAAGUAUGUAAAGCUAUUAUAUGGGGAAAAAAUGUUGAAAGAUCAAUUGUUGAUAUUAUAAGAAAACAUAAGCCUGAGGAGGUAUCUUCAGGAGCAGCUUCAGUUGUUGCCGAUGAAUGCAAAGAACUCUGUUUUAAGAAUUCAAACUCAGUUUUACAAGCUCGGGCUCAUCAUGAUAUUCUGUCUUUCACCUGGGACAAAUUUCACCAAGAACUCACACUAAGAGCACCAAAUACAUUGAGGAUUGUUUCAUCAAUGCUGUCAGAUGUCCCUCUAAGUCCAGAAGGAAAACCAUUUCUAAACUUGAUGCAUACUAUAUCAAUGGCUUUACACAGCAGAUACAAUCAGAUGUCAUUGACCCAGUAUCUUUGUGGAUUUGUUCUUAUGCAUGGAGGAUGUACAAUGAGGGAUAUAGACAGAUUGGCCCGAACUGGUCUUACUAUGACAUCCAAGUCCUUAACCAACAAAUUAGCAUCAUGGGAAGACUGCCUGUACAUUAGUGUUGAAAAAAUCAGAGAAGGCUGGGAACGUGGAGAAAAGAAAAAAUAUCAGUUAGUAGGCGACAACUGGGAUAGAAAUAUUUUGCCCUCAUAUAGAACAUCACAGCAGAAGACAAUAUCGCUCCAUUUGUUUCAAGUGGUAUGUGUGGUGGACAGAAUUAACCCAGUGUGUGUUGAAAGACCAAACCAGAAUCCUUAUGACUUGAAGUGUAUUGACUUCAUCCCAUCUAUGCAGGACCAAAAUUUGUUAUGCAAGGAGUUGACAUUUAUAGUUGCCACUGCAUUGCUGAACAAUAUAGAUCAACUUAAAAACAUUCAAAAUAUUUACCCAAAGCAUCUAGAACACCAAUAUAGUGCACAGGCAGGACUGAAAACUCAUCAGAUUCCACUCGGCCUAUUUGAUUGCAAUGAGCAAAAAACACAGGAUGUCAUCAAGCUGUUAAAGGAAUUCUCUCAAAAGUAUGUUCCUGUCAAAGAUGGUGAAAUUGUGGAAGAAGUUUUCUUUGGAGGUGAUCGCCUUACAGAUGAAAGGAUCCAGUGUGCUCAGUUAUCCAUAGCAAAUGCUGCUACUCCUCUAGAAAGUUUAAGAGGAUUCAUCUCAAAGAUUGAAGAUUUCCAUCGCUUAAUGAAUUUCCUUGAGGCAAUUUGCACCUUGACAUACAAAAGUACUUCAGCUGGAGAUAGAGGGACAUUUGCAUAUUUCAGAAAUAUCUUAAAUGCCAGAAAUGUGAAGGGUGAAGUCAAAAAUUCCUACAGAGCUUACAAAUUUCUACUAUAUACCAUAUUUGAUGCAAUGUGUUGUGUGCUGUUUUUUAAAGAAUUUGGACUACGUAGCACAGAGGAGGAAAUACCUGUGCCAGAACUGAGUAGCUCUGAAGAAAAAGUUUCGUGGAUCAAUGAAGUGAGUGAAAGAAUAGUGAAAAACUGGUUUUUUGAAAAUACAGAUUUAGUGCAGGAAUUGAGAAAUGUUUUUGAAGAUGAACACCAUGUUGAAAACUACUGGAUCAACACUGCUGUUGAAAAUCGAUUUCAGUGCCACCACUGUGACAAAAGUUAUGCUUUUAUCGAAAGCUUAAAGACCCAUGAGUCUCGAAUGCAUGGGUAUGUUGACUCCUCUCCUAAAGGAGAUAAAAAUGAUGAAAACAAAGAUGAACUUUUUGAUUAUGUAGUGCAUUUGUUUAAACUAGGUGCACUUCACAAAAAUUUAGACACAGCUGUGGAUAUGGGUGAUGGCCAUAGAUCAGUAAGAAGUGCAAAAUAUGAAUUGCCCAUAUAUAACAAAACCAACAAAACAAAGUAUCUGAUAGGAAGCAUUCACUUGACAGCCUUAGUUUCUGGUACAUUACAAGCAGACAAACAGGAACAGCUGAUCGCUAACAGGUUUGUAAACUUAAGUGGUGGAGCCAACAACAACAUGGCAUUAGAUGAAUAUGUCGAACUUUUAAACAGAGACACAAAACAGGCUUGCAGUGGACAUCAGACCAAAACCAGCAUUCUCAAGCAUUCCAAGAAAUAUCCUUAUCUCAUAGAUGAAAUUAAGCACAUAGACAUGAUAAAUGAAAUAAAAAACAGAAAAGGAAUUCAUAAAUACCCAAGCUACAAGAAAGAUGUUUUGAAAACAGCAAAUGAAUUAUUUGAAAUUUCUGCCUUCAGUGAAAUACCUGGUAGAACUCUGACAUGUAGAGCAAUUGUUUGUCCAAAAAAUCCGUUCAUGGAUGCAUAUAAGAAACUACCAACAAAAAUAUUUAGACAUUUACCAACAUUGCCUUUUUGUCGUUUAAGAAACAAACAUAUUUAA